GUUCACUUGGCCCGGAACCGAUCAAUCAUCACGGUACCGGGCUGCCGGGGCGGCAAAUACGAGAGGCAAAGUGGGCCCCUUUUCGGCAUUUGCGCCAAUCUCAGCUCAACAUCGCAGUGCUGCGCUUAACGUGGCAGUGCUUCUCGUAUCCCCUUCCAGGGCAGCACGCAGAUCUUCGUGUAGUUACGACGUCGACCUGGUGACAUGACAAGCGGGUGGAAACAAUGCUUCAUUGUUGUAUAAAGGCAGAAAUGCACGAAGACUUCCUGACUGGACUCUUCUGCCUUCACAUCAGCAUCCUCACAAUCAUCAUCAGAUAAAGCAUCAAGCUCUCCCGCCAGCUCAAAUCCGAUCGCUUUCUCAUAAAUCAACGACUCCAACCACCGCAGUCAAACCACCAUUUUCAGCACUCCUUAAACUUAAUCACCAAAAAUGCAGCUCACCACCGCCCUCCUCUCCCUCUUCGCCGCCUCGGCCCUGGCCGCGCCCACAAACGGCUCGUCUUGCACAGCUCCGACACGCAAGUUCACCAUCAUGUCCCUGCGCUCCGCCUCGCCGAUCCACUUCGCCAAAGCCGGCGCCCACGAGAACAAGCUCGCCCUGAACCUCCCACAAGACAAGCUCGACGCGCAAUGCGCCGACGGCAACUCCCGCGCCGACGCCACCUUCUACAUCAAGGACAGCGAGCUGUACCUCUACGGGCCCAAGGACAAGGUGCAGCAGGUCUUUGUCGACCGUUCUGGCAUGGGCCAGGGGGUACUGCAAUACUUCAACAAGGGCGAGACGAACCCCCCCAGCAAGGCGGAGCUGAAGGGCUGGGCCGUGGACGCCAACGAUAACCUGACCUUCAACGGCUCGGGCCUUCUCGCGUGCCCCAGCACGACCGACUCAUCCUGGUACAUCUGGGUCUCGGUCGGCGUCGACAAGCCCGCGGGUCAGGAGGGCUGCGUGGGUUUCUCGGCGCGCACCGUCACCAAUGCCAACCCCGUCAAGUGCACUUACAGCACCCACGCUUGAGAGGUCCACGGGGAAGGUCUUUUCUCUCUCUUGACUGGACUGGCAAUGAUGGCAUGGCCAACUGAUUUCCAGUUGAGGGGCUGAAUUGGGACAUGGGCUCGCAGUCAAUGAUGCGGAAUAGAAAGGAUAAGGGAGGCUUCGUUUUCAACAUGUCAAUACUUCCCGUAUAUUUUCCCCUAAUCUUUAUGCAUGGAGGAGUUUAGGAAUGCUUUGAGUAUGUAAAUAGAGGCCACGAUCACAAAUAGAGCGACACCAGAGCAUUGAUAACAUACGUUGUUAAUAACUUGGAUUUCUUCCA
Messenger RNA from Canariomyces notabilis, 1315 nucleotides. RefSeq lists its product as uncharacterized. The record is from RefSeq and is a predicted model, not a curated record. The transcript is spliced from 2 exons. Lineage: Eukaryota; Fungi; Ascomycota; Sordariomycetes; Sordariales; Chaetomiaceae. The coding region runs from base 433 to 1017 and encodes 194 amino acids.